UGUUAUACAAGUUGAAUGUUGAAUGUGCCGCUGUGAAUGAGAAGAUGAGGAGUCGCGCGGCUUAGGCAGCGCUAGUACAGUUAGCAUGAACGUGUGAGGAAAGUUUCUCGUAAAACAUCUUAAAAUCACACUACAGUCAUCAGAAACCGUCCGGAUGAGACAAACUCAUCGAUCAUGAAGACAAACGCGUUCCCACGCGAUUUAGGUUAGAAAGCGUCUGUCAAACAUAUAAACAACACACACACGCACUUCAUAUACACAAACACACAAUCACACACCUGUCAGACAUCACUCAUUCACAAACACACGCCCAUUAGCAGUCUGACGUCACGCACACUAAACAUAUUAUAACAUCUGUCAGGUGUACAACAUACAAUAUUAUACACAGACAGACACCUGUCACAGUGGAUCUGCAUUCACCUGAGGAUGAUGAUGAUGAUGAAGGACUGACUGCCCUGUGACACACACACACACACACACACACAACAUGGGCUCGUCUCUGAGUGAACCUUGUAUCUAUGAUAAGUUAUCAGAGAGUAUAGAUAUACUGAGACAGUCCGGUUAUCGUUAUGGGAUGUCAGAGAGAGAGAUUGAGAGAUUCAUCAAACAGGUUCUGGAGACGAAUGAACCCCGUCGAGAUCCACCACAGUUUCCCUUUCUCAGAGCGACAGUCAAGUUUUUAGUUGCUGUUGGGGUUCUGUUGAUCGCUGUUUUAGCGUUCACAUACCCACAGAGUCCCCCCCUCCUCGGACCCCUGAGGGCCACAGGACACAACUGGUCGUCCCCGCUGAGUCACAUCCGUCUGCUGUCACUGCCCAUCGCUAAAAAAUACAACCUGCACGGAUUUCAUGAGUGGUGGGUCGCAGCUCAGGUCAACUGCUCCGCCUGCGCAGACGUGACUGCAGUGCUGGAACUGACUGAUGUGUUAAGCGAGUCUGCAGUGAUGCACAGAGAAACACAACCCAUACUACUGAAGGGUGGAGAGUCUGUGUCUCAGCGUGUUUCUCAGCUGGAUCAGUUUUCAAGAGUUUCUCACUUCAGCGUUUCAAAGCCGGAGACAAACACACAAUCACCCGCUAACAUCAGUCUGAUCUGGAGUUUCUCAUCCAGUCGGAAAGAGACGAUUUUCCAAUGGCUGUUUCCUGACGUCGAGCUCUGCCCCCUGCUGAACAACACAGGAACUACACCGCAACACUGUGAGCUGACCGACAACACGAGCUCUCAAAUCAGGAGAGAGCAGGUGAUGGGUUGGCUGGUGGUUGCUGAGGGAUCUCCAGCCGUUGGUGUUCGUCCUGUCCAACGAUGUGAAAAACACUGCAGAUCUUUUAACUUGUGGCUUGAGCCGGGAGAUAUGGUCUACGCAGAUCCACGCUACUGGAUUACAGAGCUGUUCCCGGGGCAAGGUCAGAACAUUGUUUGUGACGUACCGGUGCUCUGAGGAUUCACCUCACAUGAACUUCUCUGUGCCAAUGAGCUUCAUUCGGUGUGAAUGACACAUUCCUGUCUCACGACCUCACUUCCUGAGAUGCCGAACGUCACGCGGAGAUCCUGAAACAGAAGAGAAUCGGCUAAUAAUGCCUCUCACAGAGUCUCAGGGUCUUUAUGAAGAAGAAGAAGAAGAGUGUUUACCUGCGGAUGUUCUCUCAGGUCUGGUUCUGAUCCACAACCACUGACCGUAAGCAGAUAUCAGGAAAUCAGACGUUUCUUUAUUUUGAUUUUGAUACUCUUGACACGAAGAUUCAGAAGUGAUUUAUCUCAGUGAUUUUUGUCUGUUGAGCUCCAGUGAUGCAGAUCUGAUUUUGUCACCGUCUUACGAUUUGUGUUUAACUUAAAAAACACAAAGUUAUUUUUUGCAUGAAGAUGAAACUUACUUUAAGCAUUACAGUUAUGACAUCAAUAUGAGUCUAAAGUCUGUUUAUUAAAAUGCCAAAGAAAAAAAAGAUGAGGUUUAAUUGGUAAAGAAUUCACAUUUAUUUUAAUUGCGUCCUACAGGAUGAAGACUUUUUACUAUAUUUGUGUAUUUUCGUAAUGUUGGGGGAAUAUGAUUUCACGGCAAAUAAUCGACAUGCUUUUGAAAAACAAGCUUAAUGCAAAUAUAAUCUCUCAUCUGCCGUUCCUGCUGAUCAGCCAAUCAAAGCACUUUAAAUGUUUGUCAUCAGCCGAUGAUGUCACAUCCUGUUAGAACUCUUGUAGAGUCACAUCUGUCUCAGUGUGUAACAUGCAGGGUUAGGUUGAUGUUUUACUAGUAGGGAUUGCACACUUUUCUCAACCAAUCAGAGACUGUUGAAUGUCAUGACGUCAUAACACGCCGUGUAAUCAGACUGUACUGAUGGUUAAUCGGUUAUAGUUUGGAUAGAUGAUGUUUAUUCUCUUGAGUUGAAUCAGUGUAAAUAAUAAUAAUAAGAUGUUUAUGUGAUGACUAAUAUGAUUCAGAGAUUUAUGUUUUAUUGUAGGAUUUACACAGUAAACAAAUGUUGCUGUUGAUUAAA
Molecule: messenger RNA, 2489 nt
Organism: Misgurnus anguillicaudatus (oriental weatherfish)
Lineage: Eukaryota; Metazoa; Chordata; Actinopteri; Cypriniformes; Cobitidae
Product: bombesin receptor-activated protein C6orf89 homolog
Cellular component (GO): nucleolus; Golgi membrane
Source: RefSeq, a predicted model, not a curated record